Molecule: messenger RNA, 2239 nt
Organism: Abrus precatorius (Indian licorice)
Lineage: Eukaryota; Viridiplantae; Streptophyta; Magnoliopsida; Fabales; Fabaceae
Product: zinc finger protein GAI-ASSOCIATED FACTOR 1-like
Exons: 3
Coding region: 281-1834 (517 amino acids)
Cellular component (GO): nucleus
Molecular function (GO): DNA-binding transcription factor activity
Source: RefSeq, a predicted model, not a curated record
AGCCUUGUUCUUGUAUUCUUGUGCCAGCAAGCACCCUCGUCUCCACACCAUAAAAGGAGGAGAGUUUCCUGGUUUUUGUCUUCCUCUAGUUGCACAAAUCCCAUCUUUUCUGUUUCACUUACCUCUCUUUUUUUUUUCCUUAGUUUUUCUGUAGAAAAUUAAUCUUGCUGCAGCUAGCUAGAGAGCUGCUGCAACAAGCUUAGUGAGACAAACACUUGUUUGUAAAUUAAAUAAAGUGAACAUUUUCAAUAGAUUCUUCUCUUUUCUUUGGCUACCUUCAAUGUCAAACAUCACAAGCUGUGAUAGUGGAAGCUUCUCUACAGAGAAUACCAGAGAAGAUGCACUUAAACAGCAACAAGAGAUGCUUGGCCAGUUCCAUAGUCCACAUUCUCAUACUUCAACAACAACAACAAAUAACAGCAAUGGUUCCAACAAUAAUUCACAACCACCUGCACCUGUUAAGAAGAAAAGGAGCCUACCAGGAAAUCCAGAUCCAAGUGCUGAAGUUAUAGCUUUAUCACCAAACACACUCAUGGCCACGAACAGGUUCAUAUGUGAAAUCUGCAACAAAGGGUUUCAAAGAGAUCAAAACCUUCAGUUGCACCGGCGGGGUCACAAUUUACCAUGGAAGCUUAAACAAAGAACCAGCACAGAAAUUCGAAAGCGGGUUUAUGUUUGUCCAGAACCUUCGUGUGUCCACCACAACCCUGCAAGAGCACUGGGUGAUCUCACUGGCAUCAAAAAGCACUUCUGCAGAAAGCACGGCGAGAAGAAGUGGAAAUGUGAUAAGUGUUCAAAGAAAUAUGCUGUUCAGUCUGACUGGAAAGCCCAUUCAAAAAUCUGUGGUACAAGGGAAUACAAAUGUGAUUGUGGAACCAUCUUUUCCAGAAGAGAUAGCUUCAUUUCGCACAGGGCUUUCUGUGAUGCACUAGCUGAGGAGAACAACAAAGCCAAUGAAGGACAAUUGUCAAAGAUAGGUUCAAACAUGCAAUGCCAACCAAUACCAAACCUCGUUUCCUCAUUACCACUCAACACCAAUAUUCCCAACCCACAAAUUGGUGGCGCCUCGAAAUUCAACCAUUCUGAUCACAAGCAUCCACUUUCACUGCCACAAGAACUCAUGCCAAUGCCUUCAGCAAAACCCUUCAACAGCAACAUGCCGGGGAACUUGUUCACAAGAAGCCUUUCAUCCACCUCUUCUCCCUCUCUUCAACUAAGUUCAAACAUGUUCGAGGAAAACGGGCUUCACUUAGCUGCAGGUUCGCCACACAUGUCAGCCACUGCGUUGCUGCAAAAAGCUGCACAAAUGGGUGCAACAGUGACGGAAAAAACCUUUGCAACAAACAUGGCACCGCCAUCAUUUGGUGUGGUGCAACAACAACAACAACCAAAUGGGCAAUCCUUCAUGAACCAGUACAUGCACAAUGGCCAACACGAUAUCAAUAUUUCUGCUCAGUAUACUAAUUUUGGUGCAAAUGGAAUGGGAGGAGGAGGUGUUGGAAUGAAUGGUGUGGAUAUGUUCAACGCAAUAUUGGAUCAAAGCAAGGCUUUAUCGAAGAUCAUAGAGCAAAACAGUAGAAGCAAUAGUGGAGGACCAACAAACGGUGGGUCAAGUAGUGCCAUUAACAUUGGUGGAACCAAAGGAAGCGGAGAUGUGACGACUCUUGACUUGUUGGGGAUAGGAGGAGGAGGAGGAGGAGGUGCUGCUGCUGCACAUGGAAAUUUCUAUGGUGGUACGCAACAAGCAGAAAGUGGUGCAGCAGAUGAGGUUUGGAGAAAUUGGUCGAGUAAGAAUGCGGGCUUUGAAUCAUUUUCAGCAACAAGCAGCAUUUGAAAAGAACCAAGGAAUAAUAGUCAACCUUUUAGAGGGUGGAAUUUUCAGCUGAGUUUGGUCGUUAUGUGCUUGUUUUUCUUUAACUAAUCCCCCCUUUCGGCCAUAUAUAGUAUACAAGUCGUGGAAGAAAUCCAAAGUGUCUUUCUAAAGAGGAAGGCGCAUUAAAUCAUCGAUAGUGGUCGAUUUUACCAUGACAAGCUAGCCAGUGUAACAGUGUACACUUUAAUUUGGUCCCAUAAAUUGAAUGUGUUCCACUGUUGAAAUUUAUGGCAAAUCAUUAAGAAUUCCCUACUCAUGCACACUGAGUUUAUGUUAUAUACUCCAUCUAUUUUUUUUCUAACUUUUAUGUAUUUUAUAAUAUCAAGAAUAUAAUUCUAAAUAUAAAAUCAUGUUAACUGUUUUAUG